AUGAGCGAGGCGGAGGCGGCAGUGGUGGCGACAGCGGCCCCCGCGGCGACGGUGCCCGCGACGGCGGCAGGGGUGGUGGCGGUGGUGGUACCUGUGCCCGCGGGAGAGCCGCAGAAAGCAGGCGGCGGGGCGGGCGGCGGGGGCGGAACCGCCUCUGGCCCCGCCGCUGGGACCCCCUCGGCGCCCGGCCCUCGCACCCCUGGCAACCCGGCGACGGCGGCCUCGGGGACUCCCGCGCCCCCGGCCCGGAGUCAGGCGGACAAGCCGGUGCUGGCAAUCCAAGUCCUGGGCACUGUCAAAUGGUUCAACGUCCGGAAUGGUUACGGAUUCAUCAACAGGAAUGACACCAAGGAGGAUGUCUUUGUUCACCAGACAGCUAUUAAAAGAAACAACCCCAGGAAGUUUCUGCGAAGUGUUGGCGACGGGGAGACUGUGGAGUUUGACGUCGUGGAAGGAGAGAAGGGUGCAGAAGCUGCUAAUGUAACUGGGCCUGGGGGGGUGCCAGUGAAGGGCAGCCGCUAUGCCCCAAAUCGACGUAGAUUCCGCAGAUUCAUUCCCCGGCCUCGCCCAGCUGCCCCCCCACCCAUGGUGGCAGAGGCUCCCUCAGGCGGGACAGAACCUGGCAGCGAGGGCGAGCGGGCAGAGGACUCCGGGCAGCGCCCCAGACGACGGCGCCCACCACCCUUCUUCUAUCGAAGGCGGUUUGUGCGAGGCCCUCGGCCCCCUAAUCAGCAGCAGCCCAUAGAGGGCUCUGACGGGGUAGAACCCAAGGAGACGGCCCCAUUGGAGGGUGACCAACAGCAGGGAGAUGAGCGGGUGCCCCCACCCAGGUUCCGGCCUAGGUACCGAAGGCCUUUCCGUCCCAGGCCACCCCAACAGCCUACCACAGAAGGUGGGGAUGGCGAGACCAAGCCCAGCCAAGGUCCCACUAAUGGCUCCCGGCCUGAGCCCCAGCGGCCACGAAACCGCCCCUACUUCCAGCGGCGUCGGCAGCAGCCCCCUGGCCCCCGGCAGCCUAUAGCCGCAGAGACCUCAGCACCUAUCAACAGUGGGGACCCCCCCCACCACCAUACUGGAGUGAUUCCAGCUCAGAGGACACCCAGAACUACCAUCUGGUAUCUGCCAGUUUCCAACUGACUCUACCCAACAUCCACCUCCCCCCUUUCCCAUAAUUCAUGACAUCAAAACAUCGGCUUUCCCCUUGAGACUCAGGAGGGCCAAAGCAACAGCCUUUGGCUUUUUUCUCUUUUUUCCCCUCCCUACCAAGGGUUGGAGGAAGGGUCCAUCCUUAUUGUUCGCAGGCAUCGCCUCCCUCCCCUAAGUCAGGCUGAGAAGGAACCAGCCAGCACUCACCU
Psammomys obesus (fat sand rat) is the source of this 1355-nucleotide messenger RNA. RefSeq names its product Y-box binding protein 2 (gene Ybx2). Gene Ontology annotation, cellular component: nucleus. Gene Ontology annotation, biological process: regulation of gene expression. The transcript is spliced from 9 exons. Bases 1 to 1137 code for a protein of 378 amino acids. Gene Ontology annotation, molecular function: nucleic acid binding. The record is from RefSeq and is a predicted model, not a curated record. Lineage: Eukaryota; Metazoa; Chordata; Mammalia; Rodentia; Muridae.